Molecule: messenger RNA, 504 nt
Organism: Ascochyta rabiei
Lineage: Eukaryota; Fungi; Ascomycota; Dothideomycetes; Pleosporales; Didymellaceae
Exons: 2
Coding region: 1-504 (167 amino acids)
Molecular function (GO): carbon-sulfur lyase activity
Source: RefSeq, a predicted model, not a curated record
AUGAUGGCAGAACAGAUAAGAACAGGCGCAUGUCUCUGCAAGAAGAUCACGUUUCGCGUUGAAGGCGAGGAGCUCAAUUUCGCCAUAUGUCACUGCACGAAUUGUCGUAGAAAUUGUGGCGCUACCUACACGGCAAAUGCUUGGUUCCCUGAUAAGCAAUUCGAAUGGACGACCGGCGAAGAUCUCCUGAAGCAGUACGAUGAUCGAGACACUGAGACCAGCGAAGUCGUACAUCGAUGGUUCUGUACAGACUGCGGCUCACCAAUGAUGACCAAGUCUCCACGCAUGCCUGGUAUUACGAUUGUUCCUAGCGGAGUGUUUGAUGGUCAGCACAACUGGAAGCCGAGCUACGAGCAGUGGAGGCAAAGCAAAGUCUGUUUCGUUGAGCCUAUACGUGCUGUCAAGGAUAAGAGCCGUUACGAUCAGCAUCCGGAUCUGAAUGAAUUUGAGGAUAUUUGGGGCAAGAGCGGCGCAAGGCCAGCUCAAGAGUUCAUUGAUCGUUAA